Nomia melanderi (Alkali bee) is the source of this 1439-nucleotide messenger RNA. RefSeq names its product LIM domain-binding protein 2 Chi (gene Chi). The record is from RefSeq and is a predicted model, not a curated record. NCBI's taxonomy places the organism in Eukaryota, Metazoa, Arthropoda, Insecta, Hymenoptera, Halictidae.
CCCCCACAUGGUAGGCUCGCCGCACCAUCCUGGACCACAUCCCAUGGGCCCCGCUGCCGGCAUGAUGGGCCCGGCAGGCAUGCAGCCGCAAGGGGCGCCCGGGAUGUGCGGUCCAGGACCCACUGGCCCUAUGGGCCCUCACGCUCAUCCGCAGGGACCUGGAGUACCCGGACAGCCGCAUAUGCACAACGAUCCUUUUUACUGUUCGCCGUUUGGAUCCCACUAUUUCAGAUCGUUGCCUGUCCCCAGGAGGCAUACUCCGUACUUUGGCCAACCGGACUACAGGCUCUACGAGCUGAACAAGAGGUUACAGCAGCGCACUGAGGAAAGCGACAACCUCUGGUGGGACGCAUUCGCGAACGAGUUCUUCGAGGACGACGCGACCCUAACCCUCACGUUCUGCCUGGAGGACGGUCCCAAGAGAUACACGAUAGGCAGGACGUUAAUACCUAGGUACUUCCGCUCGAUAUUCGAGGGCGGAGUGACGGAACUUUACUACAAUUUGAAGCACCCGAAGGAGUCAUUUCACAAUACCAGCAUAACCCUCGACUGUGAUCACUGCGUUAUGGUCACGCAUCACGGGAAACCGAUGUUCACGAAGGUAUGCACGGAGGGUAGAUUAAUAUUGGAAUUCACCUUCGACGACCUUAUGAGGAUAAAGUCGUGGCACAUGUCGGUGAGGUCGCACAAGGAGCUGGUGCCUAGAACCGUGGUCGGAAUGCAACAAGACCCGACGAUGCUCGAGCAGCUCAGCAAGAACAUCACCAGGCAGGGUAUCACUAAUUCCACCCUGAAUUACCUUAGGUUAUGCGUGAUCUUGGAGCCGAUGCAGGAGCUGAUGUCGAGGCACAAGGCGUACGCGUUGUCACCGCGGGACUGUUUGAAGACGACCUUGUUCCAGAAAUGGCAGAGGAUGGUUGCCCCGCCGGAGUCCCAGAGGCCAGCCAGCAAAAGAAGAAAGCGAAAGGGCAGCACCUCGGGGCCGGGGAACAACGCGCCUCCAGCGCCCAGCAAAAAGAGAUCGCCAGGGCCUAAUUUUUCUCUGGCGUCGCAGGACGUAAUGGUCGUGGGUGAACCAUCUCUGAUGGGUGGCGACUUCGGCGAGGAAGACGAACGGUUGAUCACGAGGCUGGAGAACACGCAAUACGACGCGACGAAUAGCCUGGACCCGCACAGUCACGACACGUCGGGCGGACCACCCCCGCAUCCCCACCAGUUCCACUCGGAACCGACACCGGGGAACUCUUGGCCGCCAGACCGCGGUCCCGGCCCGCCACAGGGAGGACCUGGUAGUCAGGGUGUUCAAGGCGGACAAGGAGGCGCGUCGGGUGGUGUACAGGGAUCGCAGGACGCCAGUCAACAGCAACAAGACAAGAAGAGCCCCGCUGUGAGCCAGUGAGGCCAGGAGUCCCCGCGCCCCCCCACCAGGGGGCGACGGG